Salvia hispanica is the source of this 1694-nucleotide messenger RNA. Its product is annotated as 6-phosphogluconate dehydrogenase, decarboxylating 2. Gene Ontology annotation, biological process: pentose-phosphate shunt. Lineage: Eukaryota; Viridiplantae; Streptophyta; Magnoliopsida; Lamiales; Lamiaceae. The record is from RefSeq and is a predicted model, not a curated record. Gene Ontology annotation, molecular function: NADP binding; phosphogluconate dehydrogenase (decarboxylating) activity.
UUGGAUACCAUAACUUGUUAGAGAAACGAGGCUGCAAAUUAAAAUUUUCUGGGUUCUCAGUUUUGGAGGUUUUGGGACAUAAAUUCAGCUUCAGGAGAGGAGAGAAAAUGCCUAAACCAACAAGAAUUGGCCUUGCUGGUCUGGCUGUGAUGGGUCAAAAUCUGGCCCUCAACAUUGCAGAUAAAGGAUUCCCCAUCUCUGUUUAUAACCGCACUACUUCAAAAGUUGACGAGACCGUUGAAAGAGCUAAACAGGAAGGAAACCUCCCUGUUUAUGGUUUUCAUGAUCCUGCCUCCUUCGUGCAGUCAAUCCAAAAACCCCGUGUGAUCAUCAUGCUUGUCAAGGCUGGUGCACCGGUUGAUCAAACUAUAAAAGCCCUUUCUGUCUACAUGGAAAAAGGCGACUGCAUCGUAGAUGGUGGCAACGAGUGGUAUGAGAACACUGAAAGGAGAGAGAAGCAGGUGGCUUCGAUGGGUCUGUUGUAUCUUGGGAUGGGAGUCUCCGGUGGAGAAGAGGGUGCUCGUCGUGGACCCUCGCUCAUGCCUGGUGGUUCUUUUGAAGCAUACAGGUAUAUCGAAGAUAUUCUUCUCAAAGUGGCUGCUCAAGUCCCUGAUAGUGGCCCGUGUGUCACAUACAUAGGAAAAGGAGGCUCAGGAAACUUCGUCAAGAUGGUUCAUAAUGGGAUUGAAUACGGUGAUAUGCAGCUGAUUGCAGAGGCCUACGACGUCCUGAAAUCUGUUGGGAAGCUCUCGAACGAUGAGCUGCACCAAGUGUUUUCAGAGUGGAAUAAGGGUGAGCUUCUUAGCUUCUUGAUUGAGAUCACAGCUGAUAUCUUUGGCAUAAAGGAUGAUAAGGGGAAUGGGUAUCUAGUAGACAAAGUCCUCGACAAAACAGGAAUGAAGGGUACCGGAAAAUGGACAGUUCAGCAAGCUGCUGAGCUCUCCAUUGCAGCUCCAACCAUAGCUUCAUCUUUAGAUUCAAGAUUUCUCAGUGGACUAAAGGAAGAAAGGGUUCAAGCUGCCAUUGCUUUCAAAUCUAUCGGGGUCAGCGACAUCCUCUCUGACCAAGCAGUAGAUAAGCAAAAGCUGAUUGAUGACGUGAGGCAAGCACUAUACGCCUCAAAAAUCUGCAGUUACGCCCAAGGAAUGAAUCUGAUCCGUGCUAAGAGCAUUGAAAAGGGAUGGGGUUUGAAACUUGGCGAACUUGCUAGGAUCUGGAAGGGCGGCUGCAUCAUACGCGCUGUGUUUUUAGACCGUAUCAAGAAGGCUUAUGCUAGAAACCCGGAUCUUGCUAACCUGCUUGUGGACCCAGAGUUUGCAAAGGAGAUAACUGAUAGGCAAUCCGCUUGGAGGAGAGUCGUCACCCUUGCUAUCAACUCUGGUGUCAGCACUCCUGGUAUGUCUUCGAGUCUUGCCUACUUCGACACGUAUAGGAGGGAAAGGCUGCCGGCUAACUUGGUGCAAGCUCAAAGGGACUACUUUGGUGCUCACACAUAUGAGAGGACUGAUAUGCCAGGUUCUUUCCAUACUGAAUGGUUCAAAAUUGCAAGACAGUCCAAAUUGUGAUUUUCUUACAUUAAUAUAUCAAAUUACACUCUGCUAUUAUAGCUCACCCUUAAUAAUGUUUGCCCAUGUCUGGCACUGAUACAAUUGUCAAUUAUCAAAAGAGUAUAAUUAUCAACUCUUAGCACUGCA